This is a messenger RNA of Neltuma alba, 1906 nucleotides long. RefSeq names its product acetylornithine aminotransferase, mitochondrial. Gene Ontology annotation, biological process: arginine metabolic process. Bases 250 to 1668 code for a protein of 472 amino acids. NCBI's taxonomy places the organism in Eukaryota, Viridiplantae, Streptophyta, Magnoliopsida, Fabales, Fabaceae. The record is from RefSeq and is a predicted model, not a curated record. Gene Ontology annotation, cellular component: chloroplast stroma. Gene Ontology annotation, molecular function: identical protein binding; transaminase activity; pyridoxal phosphate binding. The transcript has 4 exons.
CAGGCUCCAGCCGUCCAGAGCUUAUCGUCUCAUCGUCAUCGGCGUCGCCGCCUCGCCCCUACCUACCUCCUCUCGUCGACCUGAACGCCGGCAAGUCGCGAGUCGCACCACGGGACCUGAGGGGUGUGUCGCAACCCAGGACCUGAAGGCUGUGUCGACGCUCGACACCCCGUCUUUUCGCUCUCAAGUCUCAAUCUCAGCAAAGAGAAAGGGUGAAAAGGUCAAGAGCCGCAACCGCUGCCUAACACAAUGAGUGCUGUUAACAUUGGUCUUAAUGAUUCAGCUUCUCAAUUGUCAUGCAUUGUUCGGAGGUUUUCCAACGUGGAUAGACAAAGCAUGUCAACCAGAGAAAAAAAAUCUACUCAAAUUAGUUGUCAGAGGGUUGUGACUGCUUGUCUAAAUGUGGAUGUUGAGGCACCAAAUAAUGCUGGGAAGAUAUCAUUGGGAAAGACUAAGGAGGUGAUUGAGUCAGAAGGGAAGUUUUUGGUUGGAACGUAUGCAAGAGCUCCAGUUGUGCUUGAAAGUGGUAAAGGGUGUAAGUUGUAUGAUGUUGAAGGCAAAGAAUAUUUAGAUUUGAGUUCUGGGAUUGCGGUUAAUGCACUAGGGCAUGGGGAUGAAGACUGGUUUGAGGCUCUAGUUGAGCAAGCCAGAACACUCACUCAUGUCAGCAAUCUGUACUAUUCAGUCCCACAGGUAGAACUUGCAAAGAUUCUAGUAGCUCAUUCUUUUGCUGACCGUGUAUUCUUUGCCAAUUCUGGAACUGAAGCAAAUGAAGCGGCAAUUAAAUUUGCUAGGAAAUAUCAAAGACAUACAUGUGCUGAUGGAAAAGAGCCAGCCACAGAGUUUAUAGCUUUUAGCAAUUGCUUUCAUGGAAGAACCUUGGGUUCACUUGCUUUGACAAGCAAAGAGAAUUACAGAGCACCAUUUGAACCUGUUAUGCCUGGAGUGACAUUUCUAGAGUAUGGAAAUACGCAGGCAGCAAUAGACUUAAUUCGCCAGGGUAAGAUUGCUGGAGUGUUUGUGGAACCUAUCCAAGGAGAAGGGGGAAUAUACAGUGCCACAAAAGAAUUUCUGGAGUCUCUGCGAAAUGUAUGUGAUGAGACUGGGGCUCUUCUUGUGUUUGAUGAGGUUCAAUGUGGCUUAGGCCGAUCAGGGUAUCUUUGGGCCCAUGAAGCUUAUGGUGUCUUUCCAGAUAUGAUGACACUUGCCAAGCCUCUUGCUGGCGGUCUGCCUAUUGGAGCAGUGCUGGUAACUGAAAGGGUUGCUUCUGCUAUAAAAUAUGGUGACCAUGGAAGCACCUUUGCUGGAAGUCCUCUUGUCUGUGCUGCUGCUCUUAUUGUAUUGAACAAAGUAUCAAAACCUGAUUUCCUGGCUUCAGUCUCCAAGAAAGGUUCCUUCUUCAAAGAUCUUCUAAAACAGAAGUUGGGAGGAAACCGGCACGUGAGAGAAAUUCGUGGUGCUGGCUUAAUUAUAGGAAUUGAUUUAGAUGUUCCCACCUCGCCUCUUGUCGAUGCAUGCCGAGAUUCUGGUCUUCUAAUUUUAACAGCCGGAAAAGGAAAUGUUGUCAGGCUUGUUCCUCCACUAAUUAUAACAGAACAAGAGCUUGAGCUUGCGGCUGAAAUUCUGCGCCAAGCUUUUCCUGUUCUUGAUGAGACCAAUCAAAGCUAGGGGUAAGAGAUAUUGCCUUCCCACUUGGAAAUUACAAGUGGUACUUUUAUUUUUUAUAGUCGUCAGAUUGCCACAUAAGUUAAGGCUUGGAUAAGGAAGUGCGAACUUUCUUACUGAAGUUCUUGCCUAGUUUUUACAACAUCGGAGCUGAGCUGUAUUAGUAUUUCUUAAAUGUGUCGGAUGAGACAGAUAUAUUGCUGUCUAGAAUGUAAUAAUGCCUCAAGUGUUGUUGUUAGAA